AUGGCGCCACCAGACGCCCUCCCCACGGCCGCCAUCUCCAACCGCAUAUCCAUGCUCGUCGCCGCGCAGUCCUCCGUCCUCGCCACCCUCAGCCCCUCUACGACCAAGCGUCGCACCGCCGCGACGACUGCCGCAGUCAACCACGGCAAGACGCAGGCGGAGCUCGACGACGAGGCGCUCUUCAAGAACAACGCCAACCCCAACGAGGGCGUCGGCUACGUCGCGCCGAGGUCCGGCUCCGCGGCGGACAAGACCAAGCAGGACCGGGAGCUGCGCGGACGGGUGCUCGGCAAGCGCGGGCAGGAGAUUGUCGCGGAGCGGGAGCGGAUGCAGAAGAUGAAGAAGAAGAAGGUGAUGAUGGAGGGGGAGAGCGAGGAUGAGGAUGCGGGGAGGAGCGCGCUGGGGAAGCGAAAGCGGCCGCGGCGAGAGGUUCCGCAGCCGAGCGAGGACGAGGACAGGGAAAAGGACAAGGGUGUGACGGAGGUGGAUGGAAGGGAGGAGCCUGGAAAUGAAGAAGAUGAGGAGAAGCGGGAAGAUGCUGGCGACGUAGAGAGGCAGAACGCAGCAGCGGAGCAAACGGCGCAACCAGCAUCGACGACGACGAAGCGCAAGAAGAAUAAAAAGAAAAAGAACAAGGCCAAGGCAUAA
This is a messenger RNA of Akanthomyces muscarius, 648 nucleotides long. RefSeq lists its product as uncharacterized. The record is from RefSeq and is a predicted model, not a curated record. Bases 1 to 648 code for a protein of 215 amino acids. Lineage: Eukaryota; Fungi; Ascomycota; Sordariomycetes; Hypocreales; Cordycipitaceae. The transcript has a single exon.